CAAAACCGACCCUCUCCCCGUCUCUUUCCCCCCUCCAUUUUUCUACGGAUUGCCGGCAAAAAGUUCCCCGCUUUAUCCACGGUGAUUUUUCCGCUUGGGCGGUGGCGGUGGGCGGCGACGUGGACGGAUCAGCCCCGCCCCUUUUGCGAUUCCAGGCCCCAAUCUAUCUAUCUACGGGAGGAGGGUGACGUGCCACAUCCGAUAUCCUCCUCUCCUAAAUCCCAAUCAUGGCGUCACCGCGGCAGCUUCGAGCCUUCAACCGAAGACUCCGAAUCCUAUCCAUGUGCCCCCAACGGCCGCGUUUCUCUGCAUUAUUUCGCCACGAGCCAUAGGAUAUACACGAAAUGAAAUACCAAGACAUGUGCUGAUCUGCGCCGCAUUCCGGGGCAGUUAGGCGGCCAGCGAGCGCAGCCGCUCGCUCCACCGGAUCACCAUCGCCGGAUCGACCCCGUCCCUUUCCUGUAACUACCAUGGAUAGUAGUUAAAUCGUUGCCCGAAUUGUUCCUGCCGUGCAAGCAAGCCAUUAUGUCUCCCAUGGGAUAAGCGUGAGUGCGACUGCAGGGGGACUGUUGAGCCCCUGAUCUUUAUUAAGAUUCUUUGCCUCUCUUCCUUAUAAUUCGUUGGGUCUUGAAACAGAUGCUGAGCAUAUGGAUGGGACAUGUUGUGAUCAAAAUGUAGGCAGACACUGCUUGUUUUGGCAGCAUGCGGCGUUGCCAAACGAAAUGGAUAACAAUAGGUUGUCUAUUUUAUUGGAUAAUUGCCGUAGUCAUCACUUGGCACCAUGUCAAUGAUAAACUAUUCUUAAUAUCUUGCGGGGAUCAGAAUGGCGCUUUAGUCUUUAGUAAGAAAAAGGCACCAUCUUGCUAAUAAUGGGGCCUUCCCUCAUCUCCAUGCUGGUAGUUAUGUAGUAAGAACUUGGCACAAUUCUCAGACUGGAGUAGAUUCCGAAUACGCUCCGGCUUAUCUGUGCAGCUUUGAUCCAUGAAUCCUGGAGUCUGAGAUUCUUGCGCACAAGCAAAGGUUUCCUUUGCUUCACUCAUGCCACUUCACAACAGGACGUGUCAAGGAGUUCACUUCUCUUGCUGAUCAAAGGUCCUGCUGACAGAGAUAUUUCAGCCUAUUUGGCCUCCUCAGGAGUUACUUAGCAGAGACGCACGGUGAUGGGCUUUCAAGACAAGUGAAGCUCAUCCUCCAGUUGCCUCCCACACUCACCAACUCGCCGAGGUUUAUAUAUAUCUUAGCAUCCUGUCUGGUACUCAUCCAUGGAAUAAAAGACAUGAGUAGUUAGAGCUUCAAACUCAAGGAAAAACCAUGGGUGUCUUGACUCUGGUUCAUAUCCUUGUCAGCUUUGCUGCCUGUGCCGAGGCCAUACGGAGAGCCGACUUCCCCCCUGGUUUUACCUUUGGGACUGCUUCCUCGGCUUACCAGUACGAGGGUGCUGUCAAUGAGGGUCAGCGUGGACCUACGAUAUGGGAUACUCUCGCAAGUCGACCCGGGCGGGUGAUAGAUUUCAGCAAUGCAGAUGUUGCUGUUGAUCACUACCAUCGUUACAAGGAAGAUGUUGACUUAAUGAAGGAUAUUGGCGUGGAUGCAUACCGGUUCUCUAUCUCAUGGGCACGCAUCUUCCCAAAUGGAACAGGCAAGCCUAAUGAAGAAGGAUUGAGUUACUAUAACAGCCUCAUAGAUGUUCUAUUAGGAAAAGGUAUACAACCAUAUGUAACACUAUUCCAUUGGGACCUUCCACAAGCACUGGAGGAUAAAUAUGGUGGCUGGUUAAACUCGCAAAUCGUGGAGGAUUUUGUUCACUAUGCCUCUACUUGCUUCAAGGAGUUCGGAGAUAGAGUGAAGCACUGGAUCACCGUUAAUGAGCCCCAUAACUUUGCAAUUGAUGGCUAUGAUUUUGGCAUCCAAGCACCUGGGAGGUGUUCCAUUAUAUCUCAUUUGUUCUGCAAGGAGGGUACAUCAUCAACUGAACCCUAUAUUGUGGCUCACAACAUACUCUUAGCUCAUGCUGGUGUUUUUCAUGCUUACAAGCAACAUUUCAAGAAAGAGCAAGGAGGCCUCAUAGGGAUCGCACUUGACUCCAAGUGGUAUGAACCAUUGUCGGAUGUCGAUGAAGACAGAGAAGCAGCAGCACGAGCUAUGGACUUUGAGCUUGGAUGGUUCUUGGAUCCGUUAAUUUUUGGCCGCUACCCAGCUUCUAUGCAGAAACUUGUAGGCGACAGGCUGCCCCAGUUUUCAAACCAGGAAUCACAGUUAGUAUCUGGGUCACUAGAUUUUGUAGGCAUAAACCACUACACGACAUUAUAUGCUAGGAACGACAGGAUGCGGGUAAGGAAACUUGUCAUGAAUGAUGCUUCAACCGAUGCUGCUGUCAUUUCAACUGCUUACAGGCAUGGAAAGAAAAUAGGAGAAACGGCAGCGUCGAAUUGGCUGCACAUAGUUCCCUGGGGCAUGUUCAGCCUGAUGAAACAUGUGAAAGAGAAGUAUGGAAAUCCACCUGUGUUCAUCACUGAAAAUGGUAUGGACGACGCAAACAGCCGGUUUUCAAGGUUGGAAAAUGUCCUGCAGGACGACAAGAGGAUACAGUACCACAACGACUACAUGUCCAACCUCCUAGAUGCUAUAAGGAAGGAAGGGUGCAACAUCCAGGGGUACUUCGUGUGGUCGCUGCUGGACAACUGGGAGUGGAACUCGGGGUACACGGUGCGGUUCGGCCUCUACUACAUCGACUACAACAACAACCUGACGAGGAUACCCAAGGCGUCCGUCGAAUGGUUCACCCAGGUUCUAUCCCAGAACCAGAAGACCGCUGCCGUCAUGUAGAUAACCAACAGCAGUGAUUCUUAAGUCACCAUUCCAAUUGUGCAUAAGUUUUUUUUUUUUUUGAGAGAGAGUAAAUUGUGCAUAGUUAUCAUUUACACGUACGUACAUAAUACUACCUUAGGAGGCAAAAAUGUAACUGGAGAAUUCCCUACACGGGCGUCAGCCACUCAGUCGAACGUGGCACAAUCGUGCUUGUACAUUGAUGUGACAGUCUUACAGAGAUCAUCAACAAGAGAAUUAUACAUUC
Triticum aestivum (bread wheat) is the source of this 3073-nucleotide messenger RNA. Its product is annotated as beta-glucosidase 25. The transcript is spliced from 13 exons. Gene Ontology annotation, biological process: carbohydrate metabolic process. The coding region runs from base 1312 to 2826 and encodes 504 amino acids. The record is from RefSeq and is a predicted model, not a curated record. NCBI's taxonomy places the organism in Eukaryota, Viridiplantae, Streptophyta, Magnoliopsida, Poales, Poaceae. Gene Ontology annotation, molecular function: beta-glucosidase activity.